UAACCUAGGUGAUCCACUCGCCUCAGCCUCCCAGAGUGCUGGGAUUACAAGUGUGAGCCACCUCCUGGCCACACUGCUAGAAACCUUAAAAGCAUCUCCUUCGAUUCCAUGUCCACCUGCAGUGGACGGGUGGUGUGACUCCAUCUCACAGAGGAAGUGGAGUGUGGUCCAGGCAUGGGCCGGCAGGGUGACCAGCAGCCCCAGCAUCUGCCUGGCAUGGGAGCACCUGCCCGCCCGCCCUCGCCCAGCUCCGUGCUUUCUGGUCCUCAGGCUCUUCCCUUCCUCAUCUGCAGGUGGCUCAUUUCCCCUUUAAGAACAACAUGAGCUUUGUGGUCCUCAUCCCCACCCACUUUGACUGGAACGUGUCCCAGGUACUGGCCAACCUGAGUUGGGACACCCUGCACCAACCCUCGGUGUGGGAGAGGCCCACCAAGGUCUGGCUGCCUAAGCUGUAUCUGAAACACCAAAUGGACCUGGUGGCCACCCUCAGCCAGCUGGGCCUGCAGGAUCUGUUCCAGGCCCCGGACCUGCGUGGGAUCUCCGACCAGAGCCUGGUGGUGUCCAGUGUGCAGCACCAGUCCACGCUGGAGCUCGGCGAGGUCGGCGUGGAGGCGGCCGCGGCCACCAGCAUCGCCAUGUCCCGCAUGUCCGUGUCCUCCUUCAGCGUGAACCGCCCCUUCCUCUUCUUCAUCUUCGAGGACACCAUGGGCCUUCCCCUCUUCGUGGGCAGCGUGAGGAACCCCAACCCCAGUGCGCCGCGGGAGCCCAGGGAGCAGCAGGAUUCCCCGGCCAGCAAGGACUCCCGACCAGACCGGGACAAGUUCUUCGGCCCUGACUUGAAACUUGCGCCCCGCUUUGAGGAGGAUUACCCCCAGCUUCACAACCCCAAGUGAGGGGCCGUGGCCGCUGCGUCCAGUGUCCCGGCCUGGACCGGCCUCUCCACUCAUGUGCCUUUUUCGACCUGCUUUGUGGCACUGGGGCAGGGGCUGGGGGGCCCAGGGGGACAGUCUGAGAGAGGCCAUUCUUUCCUGACACCUCUUGGGGAGCUUGGGCUGGGAGCCGGGAGGAGGGCAGGCAUUGGAGGAUGAGAGGGAGCCCAGAGGUGUCCUGCACUGGGGUCUGGGUGGGAGGGAGGGAGGUGUGCUUCUGGAUCUCCCAGGAGACAGGUGAGCUGCCCCCCAGGUCAGCUGGGACACCCUACUUUUGUUUACCAGAGAGAAAGGGAGGGGAGAGGGCUGCCUCUGGGCUUGUCCUCCCAGGACAGGGCGAGGAGCGACAGGCCCUGGGGGUGGCUCGCUCCGUGUGGAGCGUGGGUCUCGCACAGCCUAACCUGCCCAGCGCUCCUCGGCCUCCACCCCACCCACGCCUGUGGCCCCAGGCUUCCCGCUGGCCCUCGAGAUGCCAGCACUGCUGGGAUUCCCAUCCUUCCUCUCCUGUCUCCCUCCUCUGCCCAGGAGCUCAGGGACCAAGGCAGGAAAGGCCCCGUGGGCUCCUUGAGGCUCUUUUGUAAGGUUUUUGUAGUGAUUUUUAUGCCACCUGAAUAAAGAAUGCAUGGGCCUGG
This is a messenger RNA of Sapajus apella (tufted capuchin), 1561 nucleotides long. RefSeq names its product alpha-2-antiplasmin-like. Lineage: Eukaryota; Metazoa; Chordata; Mammalia; Primates; Cebidae. The record is from RefSeq and is a predicted model, not a curated record. Gene Ontology annotation, biological process: negative regulation of endopeptidase activity. The transcript has 2 exons. Bases 321 to 893 code for a protein of 190 amino acids. Gene Ontology annotation, molecular function: serine-type endopeptidase inhibitor activity.